This is a messenger RNA of Cucumis sativus (cucumber), 1774 nucleotides long. Its product is annotated as protein phosphatase methylesterase 1. Lineage: Eukaryota; Viridiplantae; Streptophyta; Magnoliopsida; Cucurbitales; Cucurbitaceae. The coding region runs from base 169 to 1212 and encodes 347 amino acids. Gene Ontology annotation, biological process: protein demethylation. The transcript is spliced from 15 exons. Gene Ontology annotation, molecular function: protein methylesterase activity. The record is from RefSeq and is a predicted model, not a curated record.
UUCCAAAAUCACAGCGAAAAGCCCAAUGUACUCUAAUCAGGCAGUGGGCUGGGCUUAGCCGGACGAUGACGGCCCAACUGUAGGCAUUCCGGCAACGGCCGAAUCUCCGAUCUGCUUAUCUCUCGUUUUCUUCCACUUUUGCAUACAUACUUCGCAAUCAAUCAAUCAAUGGAAUCAUCAUCUUCCCAUCUCGGCUCCCUUCCCGAAGAUGUUUCUGAAGAUCAAGGACAAUCACAAGGAAAUCAGAAAUCGGUCUUCGCCUCCAAGCCUCAGCGCCCUCCGACUCAAAAUGUUUCAGAGAAAUACUUGCCUCUAGAUUGGCUUGGGUAUUUUGACCAAGAGGAUGAUAUUUCCAUUCCAAACUCAAAUGAGGUCUUUCAUGUCUACAUGGCUGGAAAAGAAGGGCCAGUUGUAUUUUGUCUGCAUGGAGGAGGCUAUUCUGGGCUUUCUUUUGCUCUAUCAGCUGGUAUUAUAAAGGAAAAGGCUAGAGUAGUUGCAAUGGACUUCAGAGGACAUGGAAAAUCAUCUUCUGAGAAUGAUCUUGACUUAUCAAUUGAGACUAUGUGCAAUGAUGUUUUGGCAGUUAUAAAGACCAUGUAUGGAGAUUCACCUCCUGCAAUCGUGCUUGUUGGUCACAGUAUGGGAGGUUCGGUUGCUGUACAUGUUGCUGCCAAGAGAGCAUUACCUAGCCUAGCUGGUUUAGUGGUUGUGGACGUUGUGGAGGGAACUGCCAUGGCUUCAUUGAUUCAUAUGCAAAAAAUCUUAUCCAACAGGAUGCAACAUUUUCCUAGUGUUGAGAAAGCGAUUGAAUGGAGUGUAAAAGGAGGUUCGUUGAGGAAUGUUGACUCUGCCCGUGUGUCAAUUCCCUCUACUCUUACAUACGAUGAUUCAAAGAAAUGCUAUACUUACCGAGCAAAACUGGAAGAAACAGAACAGUAUUGGAAGAGCUGGUAUGAGGGGCUUUCUGAAAAGUUUCUUUCAUGUCCUGUUCCAAAGCUUUUGCUUCUAGCGGGAACUGACAGAUUGGACAAAACACUAACAAUUGGUCAAAUGCAAGGGAAGUUUCAGAUGGUGGUAGUCAGACAUACUGGCCAUGCUAUUCAGGAAGAUACACCGGAUGAGUUCUCAAAUUUGAUACUAAAUUUUAUUUCUCGCAAUCGGAUAGGUCCAAAUGGGGUUGAGAUACCAGGACUUCGCAAACCGCAGCAUUAGCAACCUUCGAAUGUGAACAGGAGAAAAAAGAUGAUUUGCAGUUUCUCCUCCAGCAUAGAAACUGAGCUAGAUGACGAGUAAACCAUGUUCUGAAAACGGCGGUUGCUUCGGAGUAAAGCUAGUUGUUAGCAUACAUUUCUUAAAGCGUCAUCCACCUGACUUGCAAGAAUCAAAGUCCAAUUGAAGCAGCGAAAUUGAUUUUCUCAGCUUGUGUGAUGCACCAAGGACUGUAAAUGAGACCCUAUCAAAGUAUGCAUUACAACUUAGUGAUAAUUGUUGAUGCAGCUACUACUUUUAGAUGACUACAAACCAUAAUAUAGAAGAAGGCUUAUUAUAAAUUAUAAAUGGAGUACUACAAGCUUUUCUGUUGUAGCAUAGCUCAACCGCAGUUGAAAUGUAUUUUGAUGGUUUAAAUUUUCAUAUUUGACUUAUGUAUUGAACUUUUUGCAACAUUUAAUAUAUUGUGAUGCAACUAUACAUGUAUUUUUUAGUCGGUGGGGAAUUAAAACCUCUCACCUCUAAGAUGAAAGAUUAUAUCAAUUAUCACCUGUCUUUACUUCAA